UUCCCGGUAAGCCGUAGCCGUUGCUGCGUCGCGAGUUUCUUUUCUAAAUCGUGAAUCUCAUGAUCUUACCAUGCAGGAGUCAGGACUCGCUGAAGAACAAGGAAACAAGGAAAGAGAGAUCUCUCCAAGAAAAACUGUGCAGCCAACGAACGAGAGAAGACGAGCCUCGGGAAAAGCUGGCCAGGAUGGAAGACGGGGAGAGAGGACGUAGGACCGUUUUGAUCGUGAAUUAUUUGGCCGCGUGGAUGGAUGGCUUCCUUUUUCUUCGAGCUUGUUCGGCUCUAAGGGUUUUUGUGGCUAUGGCGGCCAGCGAGAAGAAGAAGAAGAAGAGGCGGAAGGGGCCGUCGCUCAAUGACACUGGGCUCAAGGACAGCGAUCUCCAGGAGGCUGAGCGGCUGCACGGAUUGCUGUUUGGAGCGCUCGAGAAUGCGGCAGAGGGUCUGGGCAAGGAGAUUGAGGUAGGCGAUGGAUUUCGGAGGGAUGUGCUAGGGGUCGAUGCCGGGGAGGAGCCGGCCGCGGAAGAAUGUGAGAGGAAGCCGGCAUGGAUCGACGAGGAAGAGAGCGAAAUCCAGGUGAAAGAGGGCAAGGCUGUGUCGGCGGCGGAGUAUGUUGCUGGGUUGAGGGCACAGCACGCGAAGCUCAAUCCGGGGACCGACUGGGCAGCGCUUCCAUCGGAGAAGAAGAAGAGAAAGAAUUUUGAUUCGGAGCUUGAUUCCGAUGUGGAGGAGGACGAGGACGAAGAUCACACGAGAAUUCUUCGAGAGAACGAUGAGUUAGUCGUGAAGAGCAAGGUCCGGUUGCCGCAGGGAUUGAUCGAAGUGUCGAGGCUCAAGGAUGGAAAUGCCGAUGAGCCUUCCAGCGCAGUGGUGAGGUCCGUGGAGUUCCACAGGAAUGGCCAGAUUUUGAUGACGGCCGGGUUUGACAAGAGGCUGCGCUUCUUCCAGAUCGAUGGCAAGAAGAAUCCCAAGAUCCAGAGCGUCUUCCUGGACAACUUCCCCGUCCACAAAGCGAGCUUCGUGCCCGACGGAUCCAAAGUCGUGGCUUCCUCGCGGAGGAAGAUGUACGUCUUGUAUGAUCUUGCUCACGCCAAGGUGGAGAAGGUGAUGCCUCCGGUCGGGAGAGACGAGCAAAGCCUGGAGAGCUUCGAGGUCUCUCCGGAUAGCAAGGUGGUGGCUUUCAUCGGGAACGAGGGAUACAUCCUUUUGAGCUCGCUUGGAACGAAACAGCUCAUUGGAACGCUGAAAAUGAAUGGCUCUGUGCGAUCGCUGGCGUUUGCGAACGAUGGUCGCCAGCUUCUCAGCUGUGGCGGCGACGGGGAAGUCUACUGCUGGGACUUGAGCACCAGGAGGUGCUUGUACAAGAUCAGGGACGAUGGCUGUGUCAACAACACGGCGCUGUGCGUGUCCCCGGCAGCAAACGAGUACUUCUCCACGGGAUCUUCCAGCGGGGUUGUCAACGUUUACAAGUACCAGGGACUCGCGAGCGGUGGUGCCGCCGCCGGGCCCGUCAAGACGCUGAUGAACUUGACGACGGCGGCGGACACCUUGAAGUUCAACCACGACGGCCAGAUCCUCGCGAUGUGCUCGAGAAUGAAGAAGGACGCGGUGAGGCUCGUUCACGUCCCUUCCUUCACGGUCUUCUCCAACUGGCCGACGCCGAAGACGGGCUUGCAGUACGUGCACUCGCUCGACUUUAGCCCCGGGAGCGGAUAUCUAGCAGCAGGAAACGCCGCGGGGAAGGUUUUGCUCUUCAGGCUUCGUCACUACGAGCACGCGUGACUACACAGGUCUUUUCUUCUAUCUUUGGCGGUUUGCUUCCAUGCUUCCAUGACUCUCCUCUUGGGUCCCUUUGCAACUUCCAGCGGAAUGCGCUCGCACAGGUCUCUCUUAGUAAAAUUCCAGUUUUGCUCCGCCAACUUUUGCUCUUGUUAGCAGAGGGGAUUGGCGCUGAUGUAAUGACUAGUGCAAGAUUAAUCCAGAUCCGGGAGUUUUUUUU
This is a messenger RNA of Selaginella moellendorffii, 1995 nucleotides long. Its product is annotated as U3 small nucleolar RNA-associated protein 18 homolog. Gene Ontology annotation, biological process: rRNA processing. Gene Ontology annotation, cellular component: Pwp2p-containing subcomplex of 90S preribosome; small-subunit processome. NCBI's taxonomy places the organism in Eukaryota, Viridiplantae, Streptophyta, Lycopodiopsida, Selaginellales, Selaginellaceae. The coding region runs from base 60 to 1778 and encodes 572 amino acids. The record is from RefSeq and is a predicted model, not a curated record. Gene Ontology annotation, molecular function: protein binding. The transcript has 4 exons.